AUGUGGCCCCAACUCCCCCAGCAAGCCUACUUCCAGGACUCAUUCCGGAGCAGAUUCUUCAGGAUGGGCAUCCAGGCACCGCCCCGACUCCUGGAACUUGCCAGCCAGAGCCUGCUGAGGGACGAGGCCUUGGCCAUCGCCGCCCUGGAGGAGCUGCCCACCGAGCUAUUCCCGCCUCUGUUCACAGCGGCCUUUGCUGGGAGGCACAACCAGGCCUUGAAGGCGAUGGUGCAGGCCUGGCCCUUCCCCUGCCUCCCUCUGGGGGCCCUGAUGAAGGAGCACCAGCCUCACCAGGAGACCUUGGAAGCCGCACUGGACGGCCUGGACGGUCUGCUUGCUCAGGAGGUCCGCCCCAGGCGGUGGAAGCUGCAGGUGCUGGAUUUGCGCCAGAACGCCCACCAGGACUUCUGGACCGUGUGGUCUGGCGCCAAGGGUGGCCUGUACUCGCUGCUGGAGCCUGAGGCGCCCCAGCCCGUGAAGAAGAGGCGCCGGGUGGAAGGCGCGCGGGCGGGGCCGAAGCAGGCCUGGGCCCCCGUGGAGGUGCUCAUGGACCUGUGCCUCAGGGGGGGCACCCCCGACGCAUCCCUCAGCUCUCUCCUGAGGAAGGUCAGGCAGAGGGGGGGCGCCCUCCGCCUGUGCUGUCAGAAGCUGAAGGUCUUCGCCAUGCCGAUGCAGGACAUCAGGAAGAUCCUGAAGCUGGUGCAGCUGGACUCCGUGCAGGACCUGGAGGUGAACUGCGCCUGGAAGCUGGCCACGCUGGGCAGGUUUGCAGCGCACCUGGGCCGGAUGGGCAGCCUGCAGCGCCUGCUGCUCUCCCACGUCCACAUGGCGCCGCCUGCUGCCGCCGACAGGGAGGAGCACUGCGUCAGCCAGCUCACCACCCAGUUCCUCAGCCUGCACCACCUGCAGGAGCUCUACCUGGACUCCAUCUCCUUCCUUGAGGGCCGUCUGGACCAGGUGCUCAGGUGCCUGAAGACCCCCCUGGAGACCCUGUCGAUCACCAACUGCCUGGUUUUGGAGUCAGACCUUAUGCACCUGUCGCAGUGCCCAAGCGUCAGCCAGCUGAAGGACCUGGGCCUCAGUGGGGUCAACCUGACCAGCAUGAGCUCCAGGCCCCUCCGGGUCCUGAUCGAGAGGGUCUCGGCCACCCUCCAGGACCUGGACCUGGACGAGUGCGGCAUCAUGGACUCCGAGUUCAGCGCCCUGCUGCCCGCCCUGAGCCGCUGCUCCCAGCUCACCACCUUCAGCUUCUGUGGCAACCCCAUCUCCAUGGCUGUGCUGGAGAGCCUGCUGCACCACACCAGGGGGCUGAGCAAGCUGAGCCACGUGCUGUACCCCGCGCCCCUGGAGAGCUACGAGGACUUGCGCGGCACCCUGCACCUGGGCCGCCUGGCGCAGCUGCACGCCCGGCUCCGGCAGCUGCUGCGCGAGUCGGGGCGGCCCAGCAUGGUCUGGUUCAGCGCCAACCCCUGUCCGCACUGCGGCGACAGGACCUUCUACGACCCGGAGCCCAUCCUGUGCCCCUGUUACAUGUCCGCCUAG
This is a messenger RNA of Hippopotamus amphibius kiboko, 1542 nucleotides long. It is a transcript of the gene PRAME, whose product is annotated as PRAME nuclear receptor transcriptional regulator. Lineage: Eukaryota; Metazoa; Chordata; Mammalia; Artiodactyla; Hippopotamidae. Gene Ontology annotation, biological process: positive regulation of cell population proliferation; negative regulation of apoptotic process; negative regulation of cell differentiation. The record is from RefSeq and is a predicted model, not a curated record. Gene Ontology annotation, cellular component: cytoplasm. The transcript has 4 exons. The coding region runs from base 1 to 1542 and encodes 513 amino acids.